AUGUCAGUAGAAGAAUCGGAAUGCGAAGCUCACUUCGCCGCCACCACAAGAAGAAAUAAAGUUGGCCGGUUCGUGGUGCAGCUCCCAAAGAAGCCAUCCGUCCUAUCUCUGAUGGGAAAUUCGUACGAAAUAGCCAGGAGCCGCUUUCUCGCAGUUGAACGUCGAUUACAAGCUCGUCACCUGCUCAAGGCCGCCUACUCGGCCUUAAUCGAGGAAUACGAACUUUUGGGUCACAUGAAGGAAGUUACUGAUACCACCCAACCUACUGUGCAUCGCCCGUAUUACCUCCCACAUCACUGCAUCGAACGCCCAGACAGCCCAGUUUUCGAUGCGUCAUGCGUAACAGACACCAACAUCUCUCUAAAUAACGCGCUGAUGGUAGGUCCAGGCGUGCAAGGUGAUCUAUUCUCCAUUACCAUUCGGUGGCGUACUCAUCAGUACGUCAUAAUUGCGGACAUUGAGAAAAUGUACCGCCAGAUCCAGAUACAUCCAUCGGACCAUUGUCUUCAGCGAAUUCUCUGGAGAAACGACCCGUCGGAGCCGAUUCGUACCUUCAGCUCACGACAAUGA
Molecule: messenger RNA, 570 nt
Organism: Armigeres subalbatus
Lineage: Eukaryota; Metazoa; Arthropoda; Insecta; Diptera; Culicidae
Exons: 1
Coding region: 1-570 (189 amino acids)
Source: RefSeq, a predicted model, not a curated record